Messenger RNA from Calypte anna (Anna's hummingbird), 2351 nucleotides. It is a transcript of the gene CERKL, whose product is annotated as ceramide kinase like. Bases 77 to 1720 code for a protein of 547 amino acids. The record is from RefSeq and is a predicted model, not a curated record. Lineage: Eukaryota; Metazoa; Chordata; Aves; Apodiformes; Trochilidae. Gene Ontology annotation, molecular function: kinase activity. The transcript has 13 exons.
GGGCGGGGCGGUCGCUGCCUUGGCAGCAGCCGGGACGCCGCUCUGGGCCGGUGUUGCGGGGCGCGGUGCCUCCGCCAUGCCCGGCUCCGCGGGCCCCGUGUCCCCCCGGCGGGGCCAGGCCUGGCCCGAGCGACGGCAGCAUCGCGGGGCGCCCGAGGAUCGGCGUCGGAGGGUGACCCCGCUAGAGGCGGCUGCCCCGCUGGCCGGGGAGGGAGAGGAGGCGCUCCUCAGGGGCAUCUUCGAGAUCAGCAAGAGGAGCUGCGACGUGGUGCUGAGCGCCCGGCGGCUCCGCUGGAGCCCCAUCCUGCCCGAAAGCCCUACAGGUGAUUCCAGUCUGGUUUUACAGGCCCAAGAAGAGAUGACUGAACUGAAAGAUGUAUUUUCUGUAAAACUGAAACGUCGUCGUUUCGUAGGGCAGAAGAAAGGUGGUACUUUAUUGGGCAUCACCAUUUUUAAGUGCAUAAAUAAAGGAGAGAAUAAACUAACAGACUGUGCUAUCCAUUUAAAUAACUUAAGUGAAGAUCAUUGUCAUUUAUGGUUUAGACAGCUAAAGGAAAUUCUGAAUGGCUUUCAAGAUAGACCAAAAUCCUUAAAAGUGUUUGUUAAUCCAAGCAGCCACAAAAGAGAAGCCACUCACAUUUAUUAUGAGCAAGUUGCACCUCUUUUUAAGCUUGCUGACAUCAAAACUGAUGUCACAGUAACUGAAUAUGAAGGGCAUGCUCUCUCAGUACUUAAAGAAUGUGAACUCCAGGCCUUUGAUGGGGUAGUUUGUGUUGGUGGAGAUGGAUCUGUCAGUGAAGUUGCUCAUGGUCUACUACUUAAAGCCCAGAUAGAUGCUGGAAAAGAUACAGAUUAUAUACGAGCUCCUGUCAGAGCACCAGUUCCUCUUGGAGUAAUACCAGCAGGUACCUCUAACAUUUUGGCCCACACUCUCUAUGGUAUUAAGCAUGCAGUGACUGCAGCAUUGCACAUUGUAAUGGGACAUAUUCAGCCAGUGGAUGUCUGUACUUUCAGUACUCCAAGCAAGCUCCUGAGGUUCGGGUUCUCAGCUAUGUUUGGGUUUGGUGCAAGGACUUUGGCUUUGGCUGAAAAGCAUCGUUGGAUGCCCUCCAAUCAGAGGAAGGAUUUUGCUUUUAUCAAAACACUGGCAGAACUCAAGCCAGAGGAAUGUGAACUGUCAUUUCUACCUCUACAAGUUCCACAGGAAGACUCUCAAGGGAAUGACAGAAAGAAGAAAGAGAAAAUGAGAAAAAAGGGUAGCAAGGAUCAAUGGCAGAAAAUUCAGGGCCACUUCCUGAAUGUGAGCAUUAUGGCAAUCCCUUGUCUGUGUUCAAUGGCACCAAGAGGCUUGGCACCUAAUACGAGGUUGAAUAAUGGAAGCAUGGCUCUUAUUGUUGUACAAAAUACUUCUCGCACAGAAUUUAUAAAACACCUGAAAAGAUACACCAGUGUAAGAAAUCAGUUCAAUUUUCCCUUUGUUGAGACCUACACAGUUCAAGAAGUAAAAGUACAACCAAGGCUUAAAAGUGGGCUUGAUGACAAAGACAGCACAUAUUUGAAUGCUGCUUCUGCAGAAGGAAAUUACCCUUGGAACAUAGAUGGGGACUUAAUGGAAGAAGCAUCAGAAGUUCACAUUUGUGUGCAUCCUCAACUUAUCAAUCUCUAUGGAGUGAACACUGAUGACCUGGAGAGUUUCCAAGCAACAUGCAGUUGCAUAUAGAAAGAACACACUGCAAGUUCUGGAUGAAAGGAUCGUUUUCUUGCCUCUAAGCACAGCUUUCCAAGGUCACAUUAAAUCAUCAUAGCUGAAACUUAACUGGGAUAUUAAUAUUUCUGGUUUUAAAUUUUUAUCAGAUUGUAUUUAACUGUAAAGAAACUGCUAGGCUUAAAAAAAAAAUUGGAAACUUACUAUAUUUUUCUCAUAUAAAUUUGGGGGUUGAGAUAUUUUUUUUCUUUAAAAUUAGCCUAGCUUUUACAAUAAAUAUAGCAUAAGAUACUUUUUAAUUCUGCUGCUGCUAUCCAUAUUAUCAGGUAUCUCAGAUCAAAUAGAUUGAAGGUAUGACAGCAUCUCAUGUUGAAGAAUAGUGGUAAAAUAUAGAUUGAUUGACUUAUUUAAUCAAAUACUUCAUUUUCUAGUUAAAAUUGUUAAUAUUGCCACAAUGUAUUUUCUUUCAAAUUGCUUCUAGUCAAACAGUAAUACAAAAGAUUAUGCUGAUGUCUUGUAUGGCUUUUCUUUGCUGAAAUAUGUGAAAGACUACACUUUGUACAAAAUAUUUUUAAUAUUUUAUCUAUCCCAGUACUGAAAUGAUACUCAGCAUAGCUUUUGUUGUUGAGAAUAAAGUUCUCAUAAG